ACCAAGGCAAAGCAAAAAUGUAUUUCUAAACAUCAUCAAAGCUUAAUUUUUAUUUAUAGAAAAUUUGAUAACAGCAUCAAAACAAAGCCACAAAUUAUCAGAAAAUAUCUCUACAUGGGAGGCGUGUUGGAGCAGUUUUAAAUUUCGCUAGUGUUGUCACCAUGAAUUUUUGAGAGUAUUUGCAUUCCUAGACUGACUGGAUACUAGAUUUUCUUUGAAACAAUGUGCUUGAACCAAAUAAAUUUCGCAUACCUCAAGGAACUUUUCCAACAAAGAGAUGAAAGAAACCUUAUUUCAGCAACUUUUCAUAUGCUGUCUAUCACUCUCAUAUGCAUGUCUAUGGGGGACCUCAGUUGGUUUAUCAUCGAUGGUAACGUUUGUGUCCCUUAUUUGACUUUGGGAGAGUUUUUCUGGUUCGGGUACAGCACUACAGGGAUUGAUUACAGAGAAUUUGAUUGUCUGGAUUCGUUGAUAGUCAACAUGAUGAGAAUAAUAAUAUUACUAUGUUUUAUGGCAAUUAUUUUCGCACUUCUUGGUUUUUUUUUGGAUAUAAUUGGGCCAAGGGCGCCUUUUUACAGAAUGCUUAGGAGGUUUUGUGUACCUGGAGCUGCAACAAUUAUAUUUAUAAUGACAAUAGCACCAACAUCCUAUCUUGUAAUGGUGCUUCUGCAACAUGCCAUCGAAGAUGAAAACCCUAAAAGCUACUAUGAUAUUUCUUAUGGGUUUGGGUUUUAUUUAAUAACAUUUGCAGGUGGCAUUCAAGCUUUAGGCUUGAUCUACAACCUGGUACUGCCAUAUAAAACGUCAUACCAAGACGACGAUCGUUGCCUUAUAGAUGGUUUUGAUGAUAUGAGAGAUUUCCAGUGUCCCACACCUCCACCCCCUUAUUGUCUACCACCACCACCUUACACACCUUGAACAGGUACAAAGAAAACUGUGUUAGAAUUUUAAGUAAGUAUUUAUGUAUACUAUAGGAUUUCCUAAUGGAAAAUCAGCAUGUAUUUUUUGUUGACAAUUUUUCAAUUUAACAUAUCCAAAUUGCUACACUCUUGAUUGGGCCAAAUCUCAAAGGUCAAGUUAUUUGCAAGAGUAUAGAGCCGUCAUUUAAACAGGUAAAUUAUACUUGCUGCUUUUUUAGAAAUCCCAGAUGAGUAUUUCCCAAUGUAAAAAGCAAUUUUGUUUGCAGGGGCGUUUAUGUAGAAUUUCCCCAAUGACAUAUGAUUUUUUUAAUAAUAAUCCCAAUUGACACCUAUUAUAGGUUUUAUUAUACAACACCCACUAUUCAAACAAUUAUUGCUCUUUAUAGAGAAAUAAUAAAUUGGAAAAUUCCUAAAUUUAUUUUAUGUUAGUAAUAAAAUUAUAUGGUUACCCAGAUAUUAUUAUUGUUGUUAUAGGGAAUGAGUUUCUAGGGAUGGAUUUUUUUCUUAUUUUAAAUAUUAUUUUUAGUUGGUAUCAAUUGGUGCUCUUACAUAUUCCUAAAUCUCACUUGAAGUAAAAUCCAUUCCUGGUUACUUAGUUUGUAUGUAUUACUAUUCAACCAAUUGAAUUUAUGGAUUUUUCUCCUGGGAAUCAUGUACAUAAUUAAGAAUCUUCAUUUAUAGAAAAUAUAAGAUCUGGGACCUUCUUUGAGAUCUGAUUUUUUAAUAAUACAAACAUUACUAAGUUCCUUCAAAUUGUCACUCAAAAAAUGUAUUUUAUAUGAAAUCUCAUAUUGCAUGUCUGGUUCUAUCUUAGCUCAAAAUGUGAUAUUAGCUAGAUCAAGAUCAAAUUAGAAAAUUAUAUAUGAAGUUGAAGAAUCCACAAAUCCAAUAGUUUUGACCAUAUAUAAAAGUAAUUUAUGUAAUAAAAAUAUAUUCCAGAUUUAUAUUUUGCUAUUGUAUAGAAAGCAUAAUAUUUGUGAUAGAGAAUAUAUUUUUUCUAGUCUAUGUGAAAAAAAAAAAAAAAGAAAUACUUUCCUUAGGUUAGAGAAAUAGGUAGUUGGUUAUAGUGUAGGAUAGAGUGGUAUGUAUUAUGUUUCGUGCUCAUUUCUAUAAACAGGAUUAUUUUCAGUAGCCGUUAUAAUUCUAACUACAGUAUCUGAACAAAACCAAAGAUUAGAUACAAUACAAUAUUAUUUUUGUUACUUACUUGGUAUUUGUUUCGUUUUUUUUUUUGUUUGUUCUUAGGUUUAGAAGCAAAUUAUCUAUAUUGACCCAAAAAGAGAAUCUGCUUUUUGGUUUGGUCAAUAUUUUAUUAUUAUUUUUAUUUCUAUGAGUUUUGUUUUAGUUUUCACAACUGUUAGCUUUGCAAAUCAUAUUUUCAGACUCAAAUAACAGGAUGAAUAUUUUAUUUUCUCAGAAUCUAUUAAUAAAUAUGGCUUAAAUACA
Molecule: messenger RNA, 2366 nt
Organism: Ceutorhynchus assimilis (cabbage seed weevil)
Lineage: Eukaryota; Metazoa; Arthropoda; Insecta; Coleoptera; Curculionidae
Source: the annotation of a GenBank genome assembly